Molecule: messenger RNA, 159 nt
Organism: Cetraspora pellucida
Lineage: Eukaryota; Fungi; Glomeromycota; Glomeromycetes; Diversisporales; Gigasporaceae
Source: the annotation of a GenBank genome assembly
AUGCAGCUUUUAUUUAAUGCCUCUCAUAAUCAGAAAAAUUAUUUGUUUUGUAAACCCAUAGUUAUUAAUCCAAAAUCAGCUUCUGUUUCUUAUAAUUUAACAUUAACAGCUUUAAUAAAAAUUACAACUACUGAUGAAGAAGCUAUUCAAAAUAAUUAA